Closterium sp. Yama58-4 is the source of this 279-nucleotide messenger RNA. The record is from the annotation of a GenBank genome assembly. Lineage: Eukaryota; Viridiplantae; Streptophyta; Zygnematophyceae; Desmidiales; Closteriaceae.
CUGGACCUUCUUCCCCUGUGCGCCCCCAUUAUCGCCUCCCAGCCGUUGGAUCUCGGAUCUACGGCGCAGGGGCAUUCGGGAGAUCAACAUGGUGGGAAACUCGCACCAGAGAGUGCUGGCAAGUCACCUGCACUUCUUGCUCUCGGGCCACGUGGAUGCCAGGCUGUUCUAUGCGCACGCCAGUCACACCCUUGUGGCGACCAAUGCACAGAAGGAGACUCUGAGAAUCAACUUCUAUUGGGUUGAUGGAAUCUACCGCAACGGGGAGUUCGGAUGCAG